AUGCUCAGGGCUGCCGCUGCUGCUGGAUAUCCUAAGAUCGUCCAACAACUCCUCAAAAAUGGAGCCAAUAUCAAUGCUCAGGGUGGAAACUAUGGCAAUGCUCUCCAGGCAUCUGCUGAAGGAGGACAUCUUGAAGUUAUUCAGCUAUUACUGGAAAAGGGAGCGGAUGUCAAUACUCUAGGUGGGUUCUGUGGUAAUGCUAUCCAGGCUGUUUCCUAA
Messenger RNA from Talaromyces stipitatus ATCC 10500, 219 nucleotides. RefSeq lists its product as uncharacterized. Gene Ontology annotation, molecular function: protein binding. The record is from RefSeq and is a predicted model, not a curated record. NCBI's taxonomy places the organism in Eukaryota, Fungi, Ascomycota, Eurotiomycetes, Eurotiales, Trichocomaceae. The transcript is spliced from 2 exons. Bases 1 to 219 code for a protein of 72 amino acids.